AUGACGACACUCAUGAAGGACCCCGGCGAGACUUCUCUCGCCAAGUUGUUGUCGACGCUGACAACCACCCUCCACCCAACCACAUACGUCUUCGCCACUAUUAGCGAUGGAGCCGCGCUGCCGCCCCUGGGCGAGAUCCAGCUGCUGUUCCGCGAAUCCGAGGGCAUCACGGUGAUUACCAGCAAAGAGUACGCGACGGCCAACAGCAUUGAGUACUUCUUCCCAUGCAAGAUGAUUACUCUGAACGUUACGUCAAGCUUGGAGGCGGUUGGGUUCAUGGCGGUGCUCGCGACCCGGCUGGCCACGGCCAACAUGGGGGUCAAUCCAGUGAGCGGGUUUUAUCACGAUCAUCUGUUCGUGCCGCUAGGCAGAGAAGAGGAAGCGGUGGAAAUGCUGCGACAGGUUGCGGAGGAAAAGCGGCGAGAGACGGCCGGGGCUGAGUGA
Molecule: messenger RNA, 444 nt
Organism: Purpureocillium lilacinum
Lineage: Eukaryota; Fungi; Ascomycota; Sordariomycetes; Hypocreales; Ophiocordycipitaceae
Source: RefSeq, a predicted model, not a curated record